This is a messenger RNA of Varanus komodoensis (Komodo dragon), 3148 nucleotides long. RefSeq names its product bifunctional heparan sulfate N-deacetylase/N-sulfotransferase 3. Lineage: Eukaryota; Metazoa; Chordata; Lepidosauria; Squamata; Varanidae. Gene Ontology annotation, cellular component: Golgi apparatus. Gene Ontology annotation, molecular function: deacetylase activity; heparan sulfate N-sulfotransferase activity. The transcript has 14 exons. The record is from RefSeq and is a predicted model, not a curated record. Bases 276 to 2906 code for a protein of 876 amino acids.
GGUUCUGACGUUAUACUUACCCGCGUCAAGCCGCCGCUACCGGGAGAGAGUUCCAAUCCCCUCCCCUCUCUCCCAGGAGAAGCUGCAGAAGGUCAUCGCCGAGCGGAGGCGGCGCCAUGGUCCCGAAGUGCCCAGGCAGCACAUAUUUUCUGUGAAUUGUGCUGAGGAUAAAUAUACAUGCUGCAAUGGUGACAUAAACUGCUAAACUGGACUGGAAUUAAUUUGAAACGUUUGGCUUAAACCAAAUGCUGCUGCUAUUGGAAACCCUCUAAGGCAUGACUUACAACAUGACUUUUAUUGUGAAACUUCACAGACAUUUUCAACGAACAGUUAUACUGCUGGCCACUUUUUGUAUGGUGAGCAUUGUUAUUUCGGCAUAUUAUUUGUACAAUGGUUACAAGCAGGAAAAUGAACUUUCUGAAAUCUCUUCUGAGGUGGAAUGUGGAGAUCUUCCAGUCCUGCUGCCCUACAAGUUAGCACCAUGGAAAACCGUGAAAUCCAUUGAUCCUCUAAGGACUGAUCCUGUGGUGCUUGUUUUUGUGGAAAGCCAGUACUCUGCACUUGGUCAAGACAUAAUAAUGAUUUUGGAAUCUAGCAGAUUCCAAUAUCAUAUAGAGAUUGCUUCUGGGAAGGGUGACCUUCCUGUGCUUAUAGAUAAAAACAAAGGAAAAUAUGUUCUCAUAAUAUAUGAAAAUAUCCUUAAGUAUGUGAAUAUGGAUUCCUGGAAUCGAGGCCUUCUAGAUAAAUACUGCGGAGAAUAUGGUGUAGGAAUGAUUGGGUUCCAUAGAAGCAGUGAAAACACUUUGCAGGCCUUCCAGUUAAAAGGCUUUCCUUUCCAUAGCCAUGGCAAUGUGGGUGUUAAGGACUGCUGCAUUAAUCCUCAUUCUUCUGUGCUCCAUUUGACCAAAUCAUCUAAGUUUGAUAAAGGGCCUUUGCCUGGAAAUGACUGGACAGUUUUCCACAUAAAUCAUUCAGCCUACCAACCUAUUAUAUUUGCAAAAGUAAAAGCACCCGAAAACCUCCCUCCCAUGAAAAGUGCUCUCCAUGCAACCAUCAUUCAUGACUUGGGUCUUCAUGAUGGGAUUCAGCGUGUGCUUUUUGGCAACAAUUUGAACUUUUGGCUGCACAAGCUCAUAUUUAUAGAUGCUGUUUCAUUCUUGACUGGAAAGAGGCUUACAUUGUCCUUGGAUAGAUACAUUCUAGUUGACAUUGAUGACAUCUUUGUUGGCAAGGAGGGAACAAGGAUGAAGGCCAAUGAUGUGCAGGCUCUGCUUGAUACUCAGAACCUUCUGAGAGCUCAAAUCACAAAUUUCACUUUCAACCUGGGAUUUUCAGGGAAAUUUUACCACACAGGAACUGUAGAGGAAGAUGAAGGUGAUGACCUGUUGUUGGGGUCUGUAGAUGAAUUCUGGUGGUUUCCUCAUAUGUGGAGCCACAUGCAACCCCACCUCUUCCAUAAUGAAUCUUCACUGGUGGAGCAAAUGAUCCUCAACAAAAAGUUUGCCUUAGAACAUGGCAUUCCAACUGAUAUGGGAUAUGCUGUGGCUCCACACCAUUCUGGUGUGUAUCCUGUUCAUGUUCAGCUUUAUGAUGCCUGGAAGAAGGUUUGGAAUAUCAAAAUCACGAGCACGGAAGAGUACCCACAUCUGAAACCUGCACGGUACAGGAGAGGCUUUAUCCACAAAAACAUCAUGGUUCUUCCUCGACAAACGUGUGGUCUUUUUACUCAUACAAUUUUCUACAAGGAGUAUCCUGGUGGUCCAAAAGAACUAAACAAAAGUAUUCAGGGAGGAGAAUUGUUUUUCACAGUUGUUCUUAAUCCAAUCAGCAUCUUCAUGACUCACUUGUCUAACUACGGGAAUGACCGACUAGGUUUGUACACCUUUGUCAAUCUGGCCAAUUUUGUUCAGAGCUGGACUAACCUGAAGCUGCAGACCCUGCCUCCUGCUCAGCUUGCGCACAAGUACUUUGAGCUCUUCCCUGAGCAAAAGGACCCUCUUUGGCAGAACCCUUGUGAUGACAAGCGGCACAGAGAUAUCUGGUCUAAAGAAAAAACCUGUGAUCGUUUGCCAAAAUUCCUGGUUAUUGGACCCCAGAAAACUGGCACCACAGCUUUGUAUUUGUUCCUGAUUAUGCAUCCUUCCAUCAUUAGUAACUCCCCCAGCCCCAAAACCUUUGAGGAGGUACAGUUCUUUAAUAGAAAUAACUACCACAGGGGGAUUGAUUGGUACAUGGAAUUUUUUCCUGCACCGUCCAAUGUCACCACAGACUUUCUCUUUGAAAAGAGUGCCAACUAUUUCCAUUCUGAAGAAGCCCCUAAACGAGUAGCUUCAUUGAUUCCCAAGGCAAAAAUUAUCACCAUUCUUAUUGACCCAUCAGAUCGAGCAUACUCCUGGUAUCAGCAUCAGCGAUCACAUAAAGACCCUGCAGCUCUAAAGUUUACCUUCUAUCAAGUCAUCACUGCUGGGCAUCAUGCUUCAUCAGAGCUUAAGGCUCUGCAGAAGAAAUGUCUAGUACCUGGUUGGUAUGCCACCCAUAUAGAAAGAUGGCUAACUUAUUUUCCACCUUAUCAGUUGCUAAUUAUUGAUGGACAGCAGCUGAGAAAUGACCCAGCUAUUGUAAUGGAUGAAGUGCAGAAGUUUCUUGGAGUUACUCCUCAUUAUAAUUACUCAGAAGCUCUAACGUUCGACUCACAUAAAGGCUUCUGGUGUCAGCUCCUAGAAGAAGGAAAAACAAAAUGCCUUGGAAAGAGCAAAGGCAGAAAAUACCCUCCAAUGGAUUCUGAGUGCAGGGUUUUUCUGUCGAACUACUACAGAGAUCACAAUGUGGAACUGUCAAAGCUUCUACACAAAUUGGGACAACCACUGCCAUCAUGGCUAAGACAGGAGCUGCAAAAAGUGAGAUAGCACAAAAGGACGCUUUUCAAAAGAUUUCAUCAUUUCAAACAUUCAGGAGCUACCAAGAAGUUGUCAGGAAACAUCUCUUCAAAAGAGAACAAAAAGGAGGAUGGUUGUGCAACAUGCUGGCAACUGGACUGUGUCUGCACAAACCCCUGGAGGCACAUGGGAUUUCAUUAGAGGGCUUAUGGAGAUUAUAUUGGGGCACAGUAUCUCAGAACAUUCAUCUGUACCAGCCAGAUUACAAUGGG